Myripristis murdjan (pinecone soldierfish) is the source of this 1405-nucleotide messenger RNA. RefSeq names its product arrestin domain-containing protein 3-like. Gene Ontology annotation, cellular component: plasma membrane; cytoplasm. The transcript is spliced from 6 exons. NCBI's taxonomy places the organism in Eukaryota, Metazoa, Chordata, Actinopteri, Holocentriformes, Holocentridae. The coding region runs from base 45 to 995 and encodes 316 amino acids. Gene Ontology annotation, biological process: protein transport. The record is from RefSeq and is a predicted model, not a curated record.
UGACAAGAGACGUCCUUUUUGAACAGGAUAUUUCUCUGAGGGAAAUGACCAUCAAAAACUUCUCAAUCGAAUAUGACGCUAUCAACAGCAGAAACACCUUCACAAAUGGAGAUACCAUUGCCGGGAGAAUCAUCGUGGAGGUUUCAAAGGAAAUUCACAUCAAAUCGCUGAUUUUCAUUGCCAAGGCAAAAGCUAAGACUUGCUGGACUGAACAUUAUGGACAAAAUGUGCAUGUUGUGCUCUGGGCCGAUGAGAAGUACUAUGAAAUCAAGCACCACAUCUUGAGAGAGGGAAGACAAGACGGCUCUGGAGUCAUUGGUCGAGGAAGACAUGUAUUUCCUUUUACCUUCAAGAUUCCUGAUGGAAAAAUACCUUCAUCAUUCAAAGCCAGCACAGGAAAAAUCACCCAUCGCCUGAAGGCAGAGCUGCAUCAAUCAAUGAGGGUGCCAGUAAAAGCUAAAACUAGCUUCACCUUUGUGUCCAAAGCAGACAUGGACAUGCCUGGACUUAUGGAACCUCAAUAUGGGUGCAAGGAUAGAUCGGUCACGUUCUUUGGUUCUGGAAACAUCUCAAUGGAGGUUCACACGGAGCGGAUGGGGUACCAGCAAGGUGACGCACUGAAAGUCACAGCUGAAAUCAGCAACCGCUCAACUCGCUCAGUGAAGCCAAAGUUCGUACUGUAUGAAAAAAAGAGUUUCUUUGCCCAGGGUCGUAGGAGAGUUAACACAAAUGACAUCCUGAAGCAGAAGAUUGAGCCUCUGGCAUCCUCUAGCAAACAGACUGUGACCAAGGUGAUCAGCAUCCCCAGAGAGCUGCCUCCCUCCAUCUUGAACUGCUCCAUCAUCAAGCUGGAGUACAGGCUGAAGGUUGUGCUUGAUGUUUCCAUGACCAAAGAUCCUAAGGUCAAACUUCCUAUUGUAAUUCUUCCACACAGAACUGGAUCUGUUUCAAAAGAGCAGGAGGCAUACAGCAGCAAGUCUCUGACUGCUUGGUGAUAGAGGCCUGUUUGUAUCAGAUCCCUUAACAAGUAAUACUGGCCUGACUGUAUAAAUACAUCCAGAAGCAAAUAUGUUCAACCCCCUCAUACAGAGCACUAAUGUAAAUACAAUUUUUAUGAGGGAUUUUGAUGAUGUAAACUUUUUUCACAUUUGCUGUAUAGCAUGUUACUUCAGUGCAAUGAUUCUACUUGUAUUUGUACCUUGAUUUUUGUUUUGCGGUGUUGCACCUGACGUUAAAUAUGACAACAAACAAUAAGUGGCAAUGUCCACUGUCAUGUUUAUGAAAUACAUUUACGUCCAUAGGCAAAAUACAUUUACACUGGUAAUGCAUGUUCAUUAUGUAUUAUGUGCCUUAAUGUCAACAGGAUUUUAGUUUGAAAUAACAAUAAAUUUGAACAAAUACUGCA